Messenger RNA from Salvelinus fontinalis (brook trout), 2980 nucleotides. RefSeq names its product FH1/FH2 domain-containing protein 1-like. The record is from RefSeq and is a predicted model, not a curated record. Gene Ontology annotation, molecular function: actin filament binding. Gene Ontology annotation, biological process: actin filament network formation; cortical actin cytoskeleton organization. NCBI's taxonomy places the organism in Eukaryota, Metazoa, Chordata, Actinopteri, Salmoniformes, Salmonidae. Gene Ontology annotation, cellular component: cytoplasm; cytoskeleton.
AGAAGCUGUACAACUCCCGUGGACCUGAGCUCCGGAGGUCCCUGUUCUCCCUCAAGCAGCUCUUCCAGGACGAUAAAGACCUGGUGCCAGAGUUUGUGAAUUCCGAAGGCUUGAUGUGUUUCAUCAAGGUGGGUCUCGUCUGGUGGUGAAGACAGCUCUGAAGCUCCUGAUAGUGUUUGUAGAGUACACAGAGUUGAACAGUCCUCUACUUAUCCAGGCUGUCAAUACUGUGGACGGCAAGAGAGGUGUGAAGCCGUGGUCGUACCUGACAGAGAUCCUGGAGGAGAAGAACGGAUCAGACACCGAGCUGUUCAUCUUAACCAUGAACCUCAUCAACAAGACCCUUGCGGCCCUCCCGGACCAGGACUCGUUCUAUGAUGUGACCGAUUGUCUGGAACAACAAGGGAUGGAACACAUUAUGCACAAACACAUGAGCAGCAAGGUCACUGAGCCAGACCUGAAACAACAGUUCACCAUAUAUGAGAGAGCUCUGAGGCACGAGGAUGGAGAGAUGGAUGCUGCUCCUCACCUCAGGAAGGAGAGGAGGAAGGUGACAGCCAGCGAACAGGAGGGCAGGAGGAACAGGAGAUCCUCAGCUCAGAACCUCCCCGACGUCCUCUCCUCCUCUCCGACCACAUCCAACACUAUCUCUCUCUCCGCCUCGUCCUCCACUUCUCUCUCCCCUUCCACCUCAUCCCCUUUCUCUCCCUCCUCCUCCACUCUCUCCCCUUCCACCUCCUCCCCUUUCUCUCCCUCCUCCCCAUCCCCUUUCUCACCCUCCUCCUCCUCACCCUCCAACAGUCCUACAGCAGAGCUGAGUAGGACCACCUCCCCUCUCCCCUCCUCCUCCCGUAGCGCCUCACCCCUCUCCCCCACCAGCCCAUCAGACUCUGGUUCUCAGAGGUCCUCUCCUCUACUGCCCCCUGAGGUGACCAACGGUACUGCAGCCUCCCUGUCUCCCACUGAACAGGAGCCCAAGACAACCUCCAACCUGGGGCGAUCAUUCCUCAGUCACCACAUGUCCGCCUUGGGGAUCAGUAGGAGAUCACGGCUCUUUAACAAGGCUGGUUCCAUCUCUGAGGAACCUGCUCCUUCUGCCUCUCGAGCCGCAAGCAGCCCGUCUCCUACUGACUUGGCUGGCCCCGAGAAGCAACAGCAGCCCCAGACGGUCCCGGAGAAACAAGGGAACAAGACGGAAAGGAACACCUUCAGAGGCACCUUCCUCCGCAACCUGGUCGCCACCCAGUGGGAGAAGACGAGUCGGAGCCAACACGACAAGCUCCAGGAUAAACUGUCCCAGGAUGACCCCGUAGUCACGUCCCCCAGGGCAGAGGAGGACACCUCAUCUGCAGACAGCAGCCCCAGUACACCCACUGAAGCCCCGUUCCAGGCCAGCGGUGCAGGAACAGAGCCCCAGCCAGAGCUCCACGCAGGGGGGCAGGUCUCAGGAGAGACUGGCCCCAUCCAGAGAACCCUGGAGCAGCCAGCAGACACCCAGGCGACCCAUAAUGAACCAGGUGUCAGUGUCCAGCGGAAAACACUCUCCAAUGAGAGGAAGUUCAUGCUCGACGCCAAGAACUCCUCGGCCGGUCCCCUGAAGAGCCCGUCAGGCACCGACCCCUACCUCGACCCCGAGGGGAGCCUCUCCGGAGAGCCAGAGGACCGCAGAGGGCUGGGCAGGGCUGGUGGCAGUGUGAAGGAACGUCUAUCUAGCCUCAAGGCCCAGCAGGCCCAGCCUCUACCCAGCGAGGACAGCAGUUCCAGGAGGGCAGAGCUGCAGGGUCUGGGUGGCAGUGCCCAGGCGGCGCGGGCCAGGCUGGCAGAGGAGCAGCAGCACCGGCAAGUCCGGCCGCAGUACAGCAUCGACGCAGAGACCCACUCCCGGAACCUGGAGAACACCCAGAUGACCCCACUGGCCAGGGACAGACAGACAGACGCCUGGGACCAGCUCCAACCCAGCUCCAAAGCCCUGAAGAUUAAAGACCUGGACUUCUCUGAUCUCAUGGAGGAGGAGGAUAUAGAUGUUCUGGACGUGGAUGUCUUCGACGUGGGUGUUGGUCGGCCUGGUGGUGGUGGCGGCGUCCCUCCUCCUCCUCCACCUAUGCCUGGACUAGCCUCCGCUCCUCCUCCACCCCCUCCUCCUCCUCCUCCCGGGGCGCCGUGUAUGAGUCUCCCUCCUCCACCUCCUCCCCCACCGGGUGGAGGUCUCUGCGCCCCUCCUCCUCCACCUCCUCCUGGAGCUCCCCCUCCCCCUUUCUCCUCCUCCUCUUCCUCUUCCUCCCAGGCUCCCGACCCGGCCUUUGCCAAGAAGAGAAAGACGGUCAAGUUGUUCUGGAAGGAACUCAAACAGUCAGACAGUCCCAGGAAGUGUAAAUUCGGACGCGGGACGGUGUGGGCGUCGCUGGAUAAGGUCACCGUGGAUACGGCCAAGCUGGAACACCUGUUUGAGUCCAAGGCCAAGGAGCUACCCGUGGCUCUGAAGAAAGGAGCAGAAGUGAAGAAGGCAGAGAUACUGGUGUUAGAUUCCAAGAGAAGUAACAGCAUCAACAUCGGCAUGACCGUACUACCAGCUGUCCACGUCAUCAAGACCGCCAUCCUCAACUUUGACGAGUUUGCCAUCAACAAGGAGGGCAUCGAGAAAAUCCUGACGAUGACUCCUAGUGAGGAGGAGAAGCAGAAGAUCCAGGAGGCUCAGCUGGCCAACCCUGACGUCCCUCUGGGCUCAGCGGAACAGUUCCUCCUCACCUUGUCCUCCAUCAGCGGUCUCAGCGCUCGACUGCAGCUCUGGGCCUUCAAACUCAACUAUGAAACCCUGGAGAAGGAGAUUGCCGAGCCUCUUUUCGACCUGAAACUAGGCAUGGAGCAGCUCGCCAAAAACAAAACCUUUAAGCGCAUCCUGGCAACGCUUUUGGCCAUUGGAAACUUCCUCAACAGUACCAGUGUAAGUGUGUUCUUCCUGUCUGCAACGGUAAAAGCUUAG